Messenger RNA from Glossina fuscipes, 690 nucleotides. RefSeq names its product ragulator complex protein LAMTOR4 homolog (gene Lamtor4). Gene Ontology annotation, molecular function: guanyl-nucleotide exchange factor activity. Bases 232 to 588 code for a protein of 118 amino acids. The record is from RefSeq and is a predicted model, not a curated record. The transcript has 2 exons. Gene Ontology annotation, cellular component: Ragulator complex; lysosome. NCBI's taxonomy places the organism in Eukaryota, Metazoa, Arthropoda, Insecta, Diptera, Glossinidae. Gene Ontology annotation, biological process: positive regulation of TOR signaling; cellular response to amino acid stimulus.
AUUUAUUUAGCAAACGAUAGCAAAAAAAGAAGUGUUGAGAAUUCAUUUUUUUGGUGCCGCUGUUGUGUUAAAAAUAUAACUUGCUCCCAUCUCACUUUAGACGAAGUAACAUUAAAGGCAUUACAAGUCUUUCUUUAUACGCAGUUAACUCGUUAUAUAUUCAUGAAUUUUAUCCGUGAUUAUUAAAUCGAAUUAGCUUUGCUUAUUGUUGAACAAAGGCAUCAUAUUUCAAUGAUUAUGAAUAGGUUGAGUAACCAAAUCGGCUACUUGAUUUUAAAAGAAGACGGAGCUGUUCUAGAAUCAGGAGGAGAAUUAGAAAAUGAUGAGAGACGAGCAAACAUUUUUCAAGGCUUGGUGAAUAUAACCGAGAAUGUCGAUGAAAAUUUCAUGCCUAACAGUGGCUGUGAACGCAUCUCCAUUGUCUAUGAGGACCAUAGCUAUAAUAUUUGCAUGUCUAAUCGCCGCAUUUUCAUUGUAAAACUCCGCAAUACUAUGAGCCAUGUUGGCAUUACAGGCAGUAGCAAUAAUGGUAACGUAUUCUCGAGCUCUGAAAAUGGUGCCGUCCCGACCACAGCUCUGUUAACUUGAGAACCCUCACGGGCUGUCUGUUGUGCCUUUUGCGCGCACAGUAUACGCCAGCGCAGCCCGGCGUACCGCACCUACAAAGAAAAGAGCCAAUCUACACGUUUU